AGAUCGGCGUUCAACACACAGCCUGUUAAAGGUCCCGCGCGCGUCUCAGGUUUCUGUCUUCAGCGGCUCCCCUUAAAAGACUCACAAUGCCGAAGCCUAUCAAUGUCCGCGUCACAACAAUGGACGCCGAGCUGGAAUUUGCAAUCCAGUCGGUUACAACAGGAAAACAACUUUUUGAACAGGUGGUUAAGACGGUGGGUUUGCGUGAGAUCUGGUACUUCGGUUUGCAGUUCACAGACAACAAAGGCUUUCUGACAUGGCUGAAACUGGACAAGAAGGUGUCCUCUCAAGAGGUGAAACAGGAGAACCCUCUGCAGUUUAAGUUUCGGGCCAAGCACUACCCUGAGGACGUGUCAGAGGAACUGAUUCAGGACAUCACAAAAAAGCUUUUCUUCCUGCAAGUGAAGGAAAGCAUCUUGAGCGAUGAGAUCUACUGUCCGCCAGAGACAGCGGUGCUGCUGGCCUCGUAUGCUGUCCAGUCCAAGUUUGGAGACUUUACACCUGAAACCCACAAAACAGGAUACCUGUCAUCUGAGCGGCUCCUGCCACAGAGAGUACUUGACCAGCACAAACUCUCGAAAGAGCAGUGGGAGGAGAGGAUUCAGAUUUGGCACGAAGAACACAGAGGGAUCCUCAAGGAAGACAGCAUGCUGGAGUAUCUGAAGAUCUCGCAGGACCUAGAGAUGUACGGCGUCAACUAUUUCGACAUUAAGAACAAGAAGGGAACAGACCUGUGGUUAGGAGUGGACGCUUUGGGGCUGAAUAUCUAUGAAAAAGAUGAUAGGUUGACUCCGAAAAUUGGAUUUCCCUGGAGUGAAAUAAGAAACAUCUCGUUCAAUGACAAGAAGUUCAUAAUCAAACCCAUUGACAAAAAGGCUCCGGACUUUGUGUUCUACGCCUCUCGCCUGCGCAUUAACAAGCGUAUCCUGCAGCUGUGCAUGGGAAACCAUGAACUUUACAUGAAGCGCAGGAAACCUGACACUAUUGAAGUGCAGCAGAUGAAGGCCCAGGCCAGAGAGGAGAAACACCAAAGGCAGAUGGAGAGAGCCCAAUUAGAGAAUGAGAAGAAGAAAAGGGAGGCAAUAGAGAAAGAAAAGGAGAUGGUGGAGAAAGAGAAGCAGGAGAUGAUGAUGAAGCUUUACCAGUUUGAAGAGCAGACCAAAAAGGUUGAGAGAGACCUGCGAGAGCAGUUUGAGAGGGCGCGGGUCUUGGAGGAGGAGAGGAGGAAGGUGGAGGAGGAAGCGGCCCGUCUGGAGGCUGAGAGACAGGCAGCUCUGAUGGCUAAAGAGGAGCUUGCCAGGCAGGCUGAGGAUCAGAUGAAAACUCAGGAGCAGCUGGCAGCAGAUCUGGCUGAAUACACAGCGAAGCUUGCCUUGCUGGAAGAAGCCAGGAGAAUUAAAGAAGAGGAGGCCAACGAAUGGCAGAACAGGGCUAAAGAGGUGCAGGAUGAUCUGGAAAAGACCCGUGAGGAGCUGCACAAUGUGAUGGCGUCUCCUGUGGCCGCUGCGCCCAUGGCUGCGUCCAUGGCUGCACCCAUGGCGGCCCGGGCCAUGAUGGAGGAACCGCUGGAGAACGACCAUGAGGAUCACGAAGAGAACAACAGCACCUACAGCGCCGAGCUGCCUGUGGAGGGAAUCGAGGACCACCGUAACGAGGAGGAGCGGAUCACAGAGGCUGAGAAGAACGAGCGCGUGCAGAAACAGCUCAUGGCUCUGAGCUCUGAGCUGGCUGAGGCCCGAGACAACACCAAGAAGACCCAGAACGACAUCCUGCACAGUGAAAACGUACAGGCCGGGAGGGACAAGUACAAGACGCUCCGCCAGAUCCGCAUGGGCAACACCAAGCAGAGAAUAGAUGAGUUUGAAGCCUUGUAAUGCCUGAUAAAUGCCCCAAUAAACCUCAAGCACCGGCAGCAACCCGCUGUCCAAGGGGGGAGUUUAUCUAAUUGCCACACAUGGUCCCGCUUUGUAUUUGCCACUGAAAUGACUGGAUUAUUUACACAGUCUGUAAACACGACACCUUUUUUAACAUACAUGGGAAGCGUACUUUGCUGAAAUGAUGUGCUUGUUGUUAAAGAACACUCUUGACAUCCUAUUUAUGCUAAUUGUGCCAAAGAUUUUGGCUUGAGAAAUCUUGUCAUCUUUUAUGGGAGUGUUUAAAAUGUGUCUACCUUUUUAAAGGGACAGUUCAGCCUAAACUGAAUAUUCCGUCAUCGUUUAGUCACCCAUUACAAAUGUAUAUGAUUAUUUUUAGUUGUUGUCGUUGAUUACGAAGUAGUUCAAUUAGUUCUUCCAAAUAUUUUCUUUUGUGAUUUUUUUGUUUUUGUUGAAUACAAAAGAAGUUAUUUGAAAAAUGCUGAAAAUCUAGAACCAUUGACUGCCAUAGUAUUUGUUUUUUUCCUACCAUGGAAGUCAAUGUGGCGGUUCAUUCCUCGGUUCAUUUUUCUGAAAUAGAGACUAAGCCAAAGGAAAAUGAUAGAAUGAAUUAAUUAAUGAAUGUGUCAAUGGUUACCGGUUUCCAACAUUCUUCAAAAUAUCUUCUUUUGUGUUGAACAAAAUAAGUUUUUGGUUGUAAAAUACAAAAGAAGCUCUUUUGAAAAAUGCUAAAAACAUGUAACCAUCAGCUUCCAUAGUAUUUGUUUUGUCCUUUUAUGUAAGUCAAUGGUUACUGGUUUCCAACAUUCUUCAAAAUAUCCUCUUUUGCAUUUAACAAAAGAAGUUUUUUGUUGUAGAAUAUUAAAGAAGUUAUUUUGAAAACUGCUAAAAACCUGUAAGUAUUGACUUCCAUAGUAUUUGUUUUUUUUCCAACUAUGUAAAUCAAUGUGGCGAUUCAUUCCGCUGUGGCGACCUCUGAAAUAGAGACUAAAGCGGGUUACAUACUGGAUGUGCCGCUCGGCGGCGCAACAGGGUGUGCACAUGACAGUUAGAAGUAUCACACACCAGACGCGCACAUUCGGAUGUUAUUUAAAAUAAAAGUAUUUAGAUGACGCUCUGUGGCGUGGCAGAAACAAGUGUCCUGAGUCGUGGCUGAGCAGGUGUGUACCCUGAUAGAAACUUGUUUAAAAUUAAAAUGCAUGGCGUUGCGUGGCGCCGCCGAGUGGUGAUUCUGGUGUGUGACCCCCUUAAGC
This is a messenger RNA of Danio rerio (zebrafish), 3127 nucleotides long. It is a transcript of the gene ezra, whose product is annotated as ezrin a. Gene Ontology annotation, cellular component: plasma membrane; cell periphery. The record is from RefSeq and is marked provisional. Gene Ontology annotation, biological process: developmental process. Gene Ontology annotation, molecular function: actin binding; cytoskeletal protein binding. NCBI's taxonomy places the organism in Eukaryota, Metazoa, Chordata, Actinopteri, Cypriniformes, Danionidae.